This is a messenger RNA of Lates calcarifer (barramundi perch), 4571 nucleotides long. It is a transcript of the gene ercc6l, whose product is annotated as excision repair cross-complementation group 6-like. The transcript is spliced from 3 exons. Gene Ontology annotation, molecular function: ATP binding; DNA translocase activity; protein binding. The record is from RefSeq and is a predicted model, not a curated record. Lineage: Eukaryota; Metazoa; Chordata; Actinopteri; Centropomidae. Bases 153 to 4007 code for a protein of 1284 amino acids.
UCUCUGAUAGGCUGGAAAAAAAUUGGCGGGUGGAAACGCUGCUGGUUUGAAUACAACAACACACAAACCAAAACGUCUUAGUCCACAAACAUACGUUUAUUCACCGGGAGCUGUUUCUUCUUUCGCGCCGGUGAAACCGUCACUUCGUCAGGAUGGAUGUCUCUCACCGUGACGGUGAAGUUGCGAAGAUUUCCGAGAAGCUGGAAAAGUCUUUGUCCAUAGAUACAGACGACAACAUGGAAGCAUAUCACAGGUUCAUUCAAGAUGGUAAAGAUGCUACCAGACAAGGGGACCUGCACAAAGCGCUGGAGCUCUUCAAGCUGGCAUACAACCUUCACCAGAGUGAAAAACUUGAAAAGAAGAUAAAGAAAAUUGAAGAAUUUCUUGCUCAGAAUGAAUCGGAGGAUGAAGAUGAGGAGUUUGUCAAUGUAAACAACAGCGGUUUAAUGCUUUUUAAAGAGUUAUAUGACAAGCUUUACGACUACCAGAGGAAUGGAGUGGCCUUCUUGUACAGUCUCUACAGAGAUGGUCGUAAAGGUGGGAUCCUGGCGGAUGACAUGGGUCUCGGUAAAACCAUCCAGGUAAUAUCAUUCCUCUCUGGUAUGUAUGACAAUGAGCUAGUUAAACACUCACUAUUGGUCAUGCCAACUUCACUCAUCACAAACUGGACCAAGGAGUUUGCCAAAUGGACUCCUGGCAUGAGGGUCAAGGAGUUUCACGGUACCAGCAAAGGAGAGAGGACCAGGAAUUUGGAGAAAGUCCAGAGGAGAGGUGGUGUCAUCAUCACCACCUACACUAUGCUCAUGAACAACUGGCAGCAGCUGUCGUCAUACCAUGGCAGAGAGUUCACGUGGGACUACAUGAUCCUGGAUGAGGCACACAAGAUAAAAACCACAACCACCAAAACAGCCAAAAGUGCAUAUGCCAUACCUUCAAAGAACCGAGUCCUUCUCACAGGAACUCCGGUUCAGAACAACUUGAAAGAAAUGUGGGCGCUCUUUGACUUUGCUUGUCAAGGCACUCUCCUCGGCACCGCGAAAACAUUCAAAACAGAGUAUGAAAACCCGAUCACCCGUGCCAGAGAGAAGGAUGCCACUCCAGGGGAAAAGGCUCUCGGCUCUCGGAUGUCUGAGAAUCUCAUGGCCAUAAUAAAACCCUACUUCCUCCGCAGGACAAAAGCAGAAGUGCAGAAAAACAAAAUGAAUGGCACACAUCCUUGCAAAGAAGAUGAAUCGGACAAUAAGGACAGCCAAGUCCCAAACCACCAAAAAGACUCUGGAGCAGUCAUGCCCACACUGACGAGAAAGAAUGACCUGAUUGUCUGGACUUACCUGAGCGCUGUUCAGGAGGACAUAUACCGGCAGUUCAUUUCUCUGGACCACAUCAAGGAGCUGCUCUUAACCACCAGGUCACCUCUGGCUGAAUUAACCAUUUUGAAAAAACUGUGCGACCACCCAAGACUGCUCUCUGCUGGAGCCAUAGCCAAGUUGGGCUUGGAGGAGAGUACAGCUGAAAGCCAGGAGAGUGACCAUGUGGACACCGACACUCACAGCAUCGCCAACGUACCUGACGACACUUUAAUAUCUGAGUCUGGGAAACUUGUUUUUCUGUUUGCACUUCUUGAAAGGCUUAGACAAGAAGGUCAUCGCACGCUCGUCUUUGCACAUUACAGGAAGGUACUUGACAUUAUUGAACGCAUCCUGGGCAACAGAGGCUUCAAAGUACUGAGACUGGAUGGCACAAUAACACAGAUUGCAGAGAGAGAGAGGCGCAUCACUCUGUUCCAGACAGAUGAGCGUUACUCCGUCUUCCUCCUGACUACACAGGUUGGAGGAGUUGGCAUCACCUUGACAGCAGCAAACAGAGUAGUGAUCUACGAUCCCAGCUGGAACCCAGCAACAGAUGCCCAGGCUGUUGACAGAGCAUACCGCAUCGGCCAGACUGAAAAUGUUGUCAUCUACAGACUGAUCACCUGCGGCACAGUGGAGGAGAAGAUCUACAGGCGGCAGGUUUUCAAAGACUCCCUCAUCAGGCAGAAUACCGGAGACAAGAAGAACCCGUUUCGAUACUUCAGCAAACAGGAGCUGAAGGAGCUCUUCACCCUGGAGGACACUCGGUCCUCGUCCACACAGCUGCAACUUCAGGCCCUGCACUCCAGACACCGACGGACAGACCCUGAACUGGACGAGCAUAUCGCCCACCUGCACGCCAUGGAGAUGUUUGGGAUUUCUGACCAUGACCUCAUGUUUUCCCUUGACAUCGACCAUGACGAGGCCCCAGAGGACCAGGAGCAUCACUACAUCGAAGGACGGGUCCAGAAGGCUCAGGAGCUGAUGAGGGCUGAGUCUGAGUUGCAAAUGCAGCUGACGGAGAAUAUGGCUUCGAGCACGGAACCAGCCUGGCUCAGGCAACCAGUGGACAGCAGGGAGCGGUCGAAUGAGAAAAAACCAAGAAAUCCAAGACUGAGUCCUUCAUAUCCACAACAGGACAGCAACUCAAACAGCUCACUGGUUGUGGUGGAGUUGGACCACUCGGAUUCUGGCAAGGAGGAUGGUCAACAGAAUUUGAGUAACCAAGUCAUUGAUCUAACUGCAGGUGAGAGUAUGACAGAAGAAGAACAACCUGUUGUAGAAACAAUCCAAGACAAGCUUUUUGAGAAGAGCCUGGAUUCCCCAAAACACCAGUCUAUUAAGCAGGAGAGGAGUUACUUGGAAGCAGCGGAUUCUUCUCCUCAGGAGACGAUUGAUGAGUCUUUGGUGAUGUCGGAGGCCGUUGAUGCUGCAGCAGGUGAUGUGGCAAAUGCCUCCGUUGAAGAACUAAUGAACCAGUCAGCGAUGUCUGAGGCUGCAGUUGUUUCAGCAGGUGAAGGCAGCCUGGCAUACAUCACAGCAGUUGAUGAGCAUAAACACCUGCUAAAUGGAAGUUCACACUCAAAAUGCAAUGACUCCCAGAUGGACUUGGGUCACCCUUACAGCACACCACUGCAGAACAAAAGACUGUCUAUCUUGCAAACAUCCAAUUCAAGCUUCAAAGCAGACGCAUCAUCCAGAGUCAGUGCUGGAAUUGAAUCCUUUGAGGGAAACUUCAAUUUACAGCUGGAGGAUAGCGAUAUGUUCUCAGAGAACGGCGUUCAGGAUCCUCAAGAGGCCGAUGUGGAAGAGAGAAAACUGCUGUCGCAGCUGCAGAUCAAUGAGAGUUUUGACGUGAAUAAAUCCCUUUCUGAGUGGCAACAUAAAGAAGAAGGACUCAGACAAAGCCUCAACAAUGGCCAUGCCUCUAACAUGGAGGAGUUAAUGAAUGAUUCUAUCAUAGUCACCAAAAAGAAAAGAGCAGCAGUGAUUUAUGAUAGUGAUGAAGAUGAAGGUGGUGAUGAUAAUGAUAAGAGACAACUUGAAAACUCCUUCCAGGUGCUCGGAGCCUCCACACCUCUCCAGUCAAGAAAGAGCUUUGGAGGAAACACCUCUGUGGCCUCCCGCCACUCGCUCCUCCAGUCCAUCAUCGACGACACGGAUGACCUAUUGGGUGAUGAGGAUGAAGGUGUUGACGACGAAGAUGACAGUUCAGAGAGGCAUUCUGAUGAGGCCGAAGAGGACAACGUCAUUGAUUCAUCUCAUGAUGAGUUUCAGCUGGAGGAGACGACCGGAGAGACUCUGAACACAGAGGGGGAGGAGGAGCAGUCUGAGUCACCAGGUGUAGUCGACGAAUCAGGAGAGGAAAUGAACAGCUUCCUCGAGGAUUCGACCUGCGACACUGAGCUAGCCUCCUCUGAGAGAAUGGAUCAGUUGACCGUUGACGCAGGGGUCAAGGCGAAUGGGACGAAAGACGCCAUCGAGUCUGAGGAUGAGAACUACAACUCCCUGGUCAGCAGAGGAAAAGAGUGCUACAGCAAAGGGAAGGUGGACGAGGCCCUGAGCUUCUUCCUGAGAGCUAUCGAUAUCAAACCGGGAGAUCCUGAAAUUCAGCUCAUGGUCAUCCAACUGUACCGGCAGCUGAGUCAGAGAAGUUAGAACCUUCCUGCGAAAGAAAAAAACAUUCAAAACAACAGCCUGAAAUCAGAUACAGACUCGUUCCUCUUUUGUUCAGACCUGGAUACUGUGCUGUAAAAAAUACAACUUUAAAUACUAACCUGUCAGGUUGAAUCAACAAUUCUAUUGGUCUAUUGAACGGUAUCAUACAAUACCUGAUUCUUUGCACAAAACCAUUUACCAUUUACUAGUUUUUCUGUCUGUUAGUGUUAAAAGUGUGUAUCUGUUCAGUUUAUGCAGUUAUGUUAAAAAAAUUCUCUGGCACAGUUAAUCGGGAACAGAUUUCAUCUCUUAUCUGUUUUUGCAAAAGAAAAAAAAAGAUUUUCUUGCACUUGUAUAUAUUGACCUAUUAAAUUUUCAGUCAAUGUGUAAGUUUAAGUUGUAACAAAGAAAUGGUUCCUUUGAAAUCUUUCACCUUUGUUUUGGUUGUGAUGACAAAAAUUUGCAAUACGCUGCUAAUUUGUCCAUAACCAAUCAAUGAAUAUGGUUUCUCAGAAUAUUGUUUAUUUUUACUGUAUUAAACUGAAAAAAGAAGUUGGAGUGAAA